AAAAUGUCGGUCAAUCUGAUAAAGUGAUAGUCGGUCAAAUACGGAAUUUACGAGAAUGCGGCGAGAGACAAAAGUAAGCUGGUUUUUUGUUUCUCCCUUGUCUCUCUCGCUCACUCUUGAAGGUCUCUCUGGGUUUUUUUUUGCUUUUCUGCGGCCCUCUUUCUCAAUGUGGCUGGGCAGAGGGUAAACGAUGUUGCUUCAUUGAUUCUUGUUGUUGUUGUUUCUUUUCUUCUUUCGGGGAAGUGCCCUUUUCUCAUUUAUCUCCCGUGCUUCCGCUCUUUAGCGUGUCUCUCUUUACCUCACUUCUUCUAUAUGUGUGUGUAUGUAUCUCUGUCUGUCUUGAGGGGAAAGAGAAAAAGAGACGAGAGACAAUCGGUUUAAAGUUGGGGUAGCGAAGGAGGGAGGGGAGAAAGAAGAAAGCGGUGUUAAUAUCUAGAUGUUAUAAAUCUGAUACGUUAAGACAUUGAUUGAUGCUUGUGGUGUGGACAGGGAAGGAGGGAGAGGAUGAAAGGGUCCAACUGUCCCGUUUGCUCCUAUUCCGCUGCUCAAAGUGUGGUUAUGGUGGCGGACGGCUGGAAGGACGGCUGAGGAUAUGGCUGGCGACUGGUGGUGCGCGGGUGAGAUGGGACAUGUGUGUGCGCACAUGCGGGGAUUUUGCAUCGUGCGUACUGGCACUGGUUAUCGAUAUCCGCGCAUUCUUCUUUUGUUCUUCUUUUUCUUUUUUUUCUCCCGAUCACAUCUCCCGUCCUCGCUCAAUUAUCGUCGACGAUUUCUUUUUUUUUCAGCCAGCCAAUAGGUGGUCGAUGCAUCGCUUGUUCUUUCCACAUUUGUUUUAUUUUCACCGGCUGGCUGGAUUUCUCAAUGUCUCGGUCCAGCUCGGGCUCGGAUUUGGAUUGACGAAUGAAUCAAUUGGAGCUGCCAUUUCACACACUGCGAACAAGAUAUCAACAACAUCAAUCACAUCAAAAUAAACAAGUGAG
Messenger RNA from Bipolaris sorokiniana ND90Pr, 980 nucleotides. RefSeq lists its product as uncharacterized. The transcript has a single exon. Bases 471 to 971 code for a protein of 166 amino acids. Lineage: Eukaryota; Fungi; Ascomycota; Dothideomycetes; Pleosporales; Pleosporaceae. The record is from RefSeq and is a predicted model, not a curated record.